Molecule: messenger RNA, 569 nt
Organism: Cutaneotrichosporon oleaginosum
Lineage: Eukaryota; Fungi; Basidiomycota; Tremellomycetes; Trichosporonales; Trichosporonaceae
Cellular component (GO): mitochondrion; respiratory chain complex IV
Source: RefSeq, a predicted model, not a curated record
UCGCUGUCGAAUAUAACAUCUCGAACUCGUCUUCAUCCCAUCCUCAGCUGAGGCAAGCAAUCGGCCUUCGGUUUUAUUGACCUAUCCUAUCAUCUACAUCCACCUCGCCAACCCCGCCCUUACUCCUUGCCCGACUUCGCGCCAUGUUUGGCUUCGGAUCCUCCUCUUCAUCCGCCAUCGAACCCGGCAAGGCGCCAUCCCGUGAGCAGCGGCAGAAGUGCUGGGCUGCGCGUGACGCGUUCUUUGCAUGCCUGGACUCGCACAGUGUCCUGCAGCCCCCCGAGGCAGGGAAGGGCGCCGGGACGCCCUGCGAGGCCGCGCAGAAGGAAUAUGAGACGGCUUGUGGAAAGAGCUGGAUCGACUACUUCAACAAACGCCGCGUUCUCGAGUUCCGCCAGGCUGCGACACUCGCCGAGGCCGCGCGACAGCGGGAAGAGGCUGCCAAGCGGUAACAGCAGCUCCGACUCCCCUCGCAUCAUUGUAUUAUGACAGACACUACUCCAUCUCCAACACAUGCGCUACUCCGCCGGGGGACCCGGAUGCAAUGCUACUUGAGAAGCGCCUCGACG